Molecule: messenger RNA, 823 nt
Organism: Contarinia nasturtii (swede midge)
Lineage: Eukaryota; Metazoa; Arthropoda; Insecta; Diptera; Cecidomyiidae
Exons: 3
Coding region: 82-465 (127 amino acids)
Source: RefSeq, a predicted model, not a curated record
CAAUAGGAAAUACUUCAUAAUCUUAGCUGCUUUUCCCGCUUCUUCCUCUAAGAAUGUGUAGAAAAUUUUCUCCAAGUGACAAUGUGUCUACAUAUCAUCCAUAACGAUCCAGCACCUUCAUUUGCCUUCUCGUUGAGGAUGUUGUAUUACCAUAAUUUGCCGUACCAAGCGUUGAAGAAUAAUGAAGAGCAUUUGGAAUAUGGCAUGCAGCUAUGGAAUAAAUUGGACAAAGAGAGACAAAUAUUGCAAAGUGGAUCUCUUUUAGCAAUGUUGGCCUUACAUCUGGGUCAACCAAAUAUUGCUUUAGAGAUUUUAGAGUCCAACAGACAACCACAUUUUAUACCAGUGUUUAUUCGGCUCAUUGCACAAUCCGAUUGUGGCCAUUUUGCAGAGGCAGCACAACUAAUUGAACAACAGAAAAAUAAUAUCACAAAAUUCCACAUAUACGCUAGCGUGACUUUUUAAAUGGAUUUUUGUUAUUGUGAAUGCGAGCGCCAUCUGUAAGAUGCAACAAAACACAUUUGGGACAGAUUAGACAUGUCGUUAGUGUUUUCGGUAACAAAAUUUAUAUGGGAAUUCCUAUAAUAGACCACGGCUAUGCAUAGUAUGGCCAAGAAUCGUACCGAGUAUAAUAUUAUAAAUGGUAGCAAACGACAAGUGUCAUACGCUAGGGGACAUUCAUACUAGAAAAACUAGUGAAACUAGCAGCAACUAGCAGCGACUAGCAAGCACUAGCGUAUUAUAGUCCAAAGCAAAUAAAUUGAGGCAUGUAAAAUAUAUUGUAGCAUGCGUAAGUCGCUUGCAAACGAACCAAGUGAAUAGC